Molecule: messenger RNA, 687 nt
Organism: Diaporthe citri
Lineage: Eukaryota; Fungi; Ascomycota; Sordariomycetes; Diaporthales; Diaporthaceae
Exons: 3
Coding region: 1-687 (228 amino acids)
Biological process (GO): mycotoxin biosynthetic process
Source: RefSeq, a predicted model, not a curated record
AUGGACACCAAGGUUCACUACAUUCUGUCUUCUUGCAUGGCCCUUGCGGCCGGUCUGAUAUUUCUCUUCGGCGGGAAGCAACAGCCUACAGCUUUAGAAUGUACUAUGAGCAUGCAUUCAUGGUCUCCAGCAUGGGAUGCUGUUGACCAAAGAUGGGAGACUUUCCAAAACGACUUCUCUCAAAAGUCCGUCUUCAGAGGCCAGCCCACGGCCACGAUAGAAGCAGCAUGGGAUUCUAUCUUGCCGGAAAACCCUAUUUCAAUGUCCGCAAAUGAAGUGGAAUUUCCCCAUGGGUUUGAACCAAGUUCUCUGGUUGCAGACAAAUCCGGCAAUUUCCUGGGUCAUCUCGAGGUUUUCAGAAAUUUAGCCUGUCUCAACUUGCUCCGCCAGCAUACAUUCAGAAAUGACUACAAUUAUGAAAGUCUUUCGGCGUUCCAAGGAACGGAGGGAGAGAUCAUGGGCCGCUUGGAUGGCUGCGUCCAGAGACUGCGGAACGUUCUGAUGUGCGAGGGAGACGCCACUCCUUACCUGAUCAUGCUCACCCCGGAGAAGAAAGAGAAGGAGUCACCAGACUUUGACACGCUGCACUAUUGCAAGAAUUUCGACAGCGUUUUGAAUUGGGCUAGAGCAAACGAGGUCCAGGAGAGCGUGGCGAGUCCGCCCCUUUAUAGUUUCACAUACGUAUAA